Molecule: messenger RNA, 2413 nt
Organism: Thalassophryne amazonica
Lineage: Eukaryota; Metazoa; Chordata; Actinopteri; Batrachoidiformes; Batrachoididae
Gene: olfml2a
Product: olfactomedin-like 2A
Exons: 8
Coding region: 207-2144 (645 amino acids)
Biological process (GO): signal transduction
Source: RefSeq, a predicted model, not a curated record
UGCGUGGCUGUGAGUGUGCGCGCACGGUGACGGAGCCCUCCCUCCUUCCCUCCCUGUGCGGGGGACGGAGGAUGCGCGCAGCGCGCCGAGCUGAACGAUCCGCAGAGGCUCCGUGCGCUCAGCCCGGUCCCGGUGCUGGUCCUGGUCGGACGUCAAUCGUCUGUGGGGAUUUUUAAAAAAGCUGUCACUCACACCGAGGAGGCGCAAUGUGGACCUACAGCUGCGUGCUCGUCUGCCUGCUGCUCUUCUGUCCGGACGCGUCGGCGCAGACGAAGAUCUUUGGAGAGACGGAGCCGGUUCGGAUGACGUCGGAGGGCUCAGACUGUCGCUGUAAGUGCAUCAUGCGCCCUCUCAGUAAGGACGCUUGUGCGCGGCUGCGGAGUGGCAGCGUUCGUGUGGAAGAUUUCUACACUGUGGAGACAGUUAGCUCAGGGUCAGACUGCAAGUGUUCAUGCACGGCCCCGCCGUCCUCCCUGAACCCCUGUGAGAAUGAGUGGAAAAUGGAGAAGCUGAAGAAACAGGCCCCUGAACUGCUCAAGCUCCAAUCCAUGGUGGACCUCCUGGAGGGGACCCUUUACAGCAUGGAUCUAAUGAAGGUUCACUCCUACAUCAACAAGGUGGUCUCUCAGAUGAACACCCUGGAAGAGACAAUCAAGACGAAUCUUACGCGAGAGAAUGAAUUUGUGCGGGACAGCAUGAUGAGCCUCACCAAUCAGUUUAAGAGGUAUGAGAACUACUCCAACAUCAUGAUGAGCAUUAAGAAGGAGAUCUCCAGCCUCAGCCUGCAGCUCCUACAAAAAGACUCCUCUGAGAACAGAGCACAGGACACCAGUGAUGAAAAAGCCAAGGAGACUGUAGAGACAGCCAACAAAAAGAGCCCUGCAUCCAAACUGCCAAAGGAAAAGGUCAUAAAGCCCAAGAAGGAGGUCAUUAAAUCUGGAAAGCCGGUCAAGGCCGACCCCACGGCUAAAGCCAAAGUGGUUGGUCAACAGCCUGGUGUGGUUAGAGGCAUCACGUACUACAAAGCUGCCAAGAUCAAGGAGGAUGAGCUUAGAGGAGACCACUCUGCCAAAACCCACACAGUCCAUCACGUCUCAGAAAACCAGUCAGACAAAGGAGGAGAUGAGACACUCCUGGAAACUGUGGAGACCAGUGUCGCUGAAACCAAGAACAACAUUACAGUACAGUUUCCCGUCACUACAACCACAACUACCUCCACGCCCACUGUCACCACAACAACACCUACCACUGUGACCGCCCCAACCGCACCAGAAUCUGAACGACCAGCUGCAACCAUUGUACUAGUGCUGGAUAACUCCAACAACGACAGUCGGCCAACUCUCCACAGAGCAGGGAAAAUCCUCAACUGUGAAGGGACUCUAGAAUCCAUUGAGCCACCAGAGAAGCAGCACAGUUAUGGGCGAAAUGAGGGAGCCUGGAUGAAGGACCCCCUGGCCAAGGAUUCCAAGAUCUACAUCACUAACUAUUACUAUGGCAACAACCUUGUGGAGUUCCGCAACUUGGACAACUUCAAACAAGGUCGUUGGAGCAACCUUUACAAGCUGCCAUACAACUGGAUAGGCACGGGCCACGUGGUUUAUAAUGGUGCCUUCUACUACAACCGAGCUUUCACGAAGAACAUUAUCAAGUAUGAUCUGAAGAUGCGAUACGUGGCGGCCUGGACGCUGCUGCACGACGUGGUCUAUGAAGAUACUACCCCUUGGAAAUGGAGGGGCCACUCAGACAUUGACUUUGCAGUGGAUGAAAGUGGGCUAUGGGUGAUUUACCCAUCCAUGGACUACGACUACAACCAGCAAGAGAUGAUUAUCAUCAGUAAACUAGAUCCGGGAGACCUGUCCCUUAAAAAGGAGACAACCUGGAGGACAGGUCUCAAGAAGAACUCCUAUGGGAAUUGCUUUAUUAUCUGUGGUGUCUUAUAUGCUGUUGAUGUGUACAGUCAGAAGGAAGGUGAGGUGAACUACGCCUACGACACCCACACCAGCACAGAAGCCAUCCCACGCCUGCCCUUCAUCAAUGAAUAUUCCUACACCACCCAGAUUGACUACAAUCCCAAAGAGAAGGUCCUGUAUGCAUGGGACAAUGGACAUCAGCUCACAUAUCGUCUAAGCUUUAUUGACCAGUAAGCACAGCUAGUUUGUACAGAAAUGCAAACAGCUUUGCAGUCAGUGUGGUACCUGAGUGUUUUCAGCCUAUCAGCAGCCAUAUUGGCCUCAACAGGACAGAGGAUGAACAUUGACCAGCCUUCCAGUGCCAGUGCAUUUCCAUUAAACACCCGACCUCAGAGUACACCAAACAUACCUUUUCCUCACACAGCUGUUGGAUUUUGUUUGUGCAGUAUGUUGAUUGAAUUAGCUCAGUGAAACAACCCCUCUGGAGAUAUAGUCAUCUCAGC